Messenger RNA from Seminavis robusta, 1046 nucleotides. The record is from the annotation of a GenBank genome assembly. NCBI's taxonomy places the organism in Eukaryota, Bacillariophyta, Bacillariophyceae, Naviculales, Naviculaceae.
AAACACGUAGAGACUUCAGGCGUUGCUUUCGACACGAAGCAGUAGAUGGGAGACCAAACCUGCGAGCACAGAAACCUCCAGAAGAAUGCGGAAGGGCUAAAGCACCCCAAAGCGAAGCUGCUAUUCCAGAGCUCAUAAAUUGAACAAACUGUUCUUGCAAACACAAACACCAAAACAAGCAACCACCGCUGCAACCAUCAAUUCAUCAACCAUGAAGUUUUCUGCUCCAGUUCUCGCUGCUGUCGCCUCCAUGUACACCUCCGUCGAAGGCUACAGCUUGUGGGGUCCAACCACGUUCUUUGAGCCGUCGUUCUCUACCUUGGCUCCCAUGAGGAAACGUCAACGGGCCCUGACACGAAGCUUUGACGACAGCUUCAAGCAAUUCGACGAUACCUUCCGUCAACUGUCCCCGCAAUAUGAAAUCGCCAACAACAACGAGCAAUUGCGAAUCUCCAUGGACCUCCCCGGUGUGAAGAUUGAAGAUUGCGACGUGAGCGUCGAAGAUGGUGGCAAGGUCUUGACCAUUCGAGGCCGUCGUCGUGCCCGCACGGAUGAGAGUUCGUUCACAUCCAAAUUCAGCCAAAGCUUUUCUCUCGAUCCCAUGAUUGAUGUGGACAACAUGUCAGCGAAUCUCAUGGACGGAGUGCUUACCGUUACUGCUCCCAAGGACAUGAAGAGGUUGGAGGAGAACAUCAAGAGCAUUCCCAUUUCGCCUUCGGCUCCCCCCAAAUUUGAAGCCCCACAGCUCUCGGCCACAUCGGAAGAACAAGAAGAGGUCGGAGUCGAGGCUCCCGCUGCCGUAGAGGAACACGACGAGGCGAAAGUUGAGACUUCCGCUGCCGUAGAGGAUGGUGACGAGGUCGUGGAUCUCGAUUCUGCGGAAGAAGUUGUCGCCAAGGAUACUUCCGAUGACGGAGAUGACCACAAGGCGGAGAAGGACGCUGACACGGACAAGGAGCUCUAGCUGGCCCGGAAAACCUAGUAGAAACAGAAAGAAUAGCACGAAGAAGGAAGAAGGUAGAAAUAAAAUAGUAGGAUAACAAACU